Molecule: messenger RNA, 1270 nt
Organism: Puma concolor (puma)
Lineage: Eukaryota; Metazoa; Chordata; Mammalia; Carnivora; Felidae
Gene: ARL6IP6
Product: ARF like GTPase 6 interacting protein 6
Source: RefSeq, a predicted model, not a curated record
AUGUCGUUUGUGGAGAGCGGGCGGCGCUCCGCUCUUCUGCGCCGACGCCUCGGCACCCCUGUUCCGUUUGCUCGGCCGGCUUUUACCGCCUUCACUCAGGGGGACAGUUGGGGUGAAGGUGAAGGGGACGAGGAGGACGGAUGCGACCAAGUGGCCCGCGACCUGCGGGCGGAGUUUUCAGCCGGGGCGUCGUCGGAGCCUAGAAAGGGCUCGCUACUCCAGCGGGACAGGGACGGGUCGCCGGUUCUGCCCGAUAAGCGCAAUGGCAUUUUCUCAACGGUUGCGGGCGGACGAGCCCAGGCCCGGCGGUGGCCUGUCCAGAUCCUCUCAAUUCUUUGUUCGCUGCUGUUCGCCAUCCUCCUCGCCUUCCUCCUCGCCAUCGCCUACUUGAUCGUAAAAGAGUUACAUGCUGAAAAUUUGAAGACUGAAGACGUAGACACUGGGCUACUAGGAUUCUGGACUCUACUUAUAAUCUCUCUAUCUGCCGGAUUCUCCUGUUGUAGCUUUUCUUGGACAGUGACUUAUUUUGACUCUUUUGAACCGGGAAUGUUUCCUCCUACUCCUCUUUCACCUGCCAGGUUCAAGAAACUGACUGGACACUCUUUCCACAUGGGCUAUAGCAUGGCAAUUUUGAAUGGCAUUGUAGCUGCUUUUACUGUAGCAUGGUGCCUCAUGUAAACCUACACCGAAGCAAUAUUUUUGGCAAAACCUAGUCAUGAUUGCUUUGUAAUCACAGGGAAGAACAUCAUUUGCCUACUCAGAAGACCAAGAAACCUGCUGUUCGUUAUGUGGUUCAGAUAUGUAUCAUAUCAUCGACAUUAUGGAGGACCAUCUUUUGUUGUUGUUUUUUAAAGGAGGACCUUCAUAACCAUCAUUCUAGAGCUUAGGCAUUGAGAAUAUCUGAGUAUUAAGUUUCAAGUAAUUUCUUAAAAGUGUAAGAUGUUUACCUCAUCUUUUUACUUUUGUAUGUGUUGUCCUUAUAAAUUAUAGAAAACAUUUUAAUGGAGAUCAAACAUAAAAACUUGAAUACAGGGCAAUGCUAUCUAUAAUACUACAUUUUUGCUAAGAAGUACUAGUAGUACUGUUUAACUGAAAUGGAAAUACUUCUUAUUUAUUCAUUAAAUGAGGAAAGCAAACAAUGCCUACUACUUUGACAUUUUAUAGAAGCUACUUUUAAAUCAGAAUAUUUAGUUUUCAGUAGUCAUAUAAUCAGUAGAAGGGUGCAUUUAUAUUUUUUAAUGGGGUAUAGUUCCUUAUGCGGUUUUUGGGU